Mycotypha africana is the source of this 210-nucleotide messenger RNA. RefSeq names its product Homeodomain-like protein. Gene Ontology annotation, biological process: cell differentiation; regulation of transcription by RNA polymerase II. The transcript has a single exon. The record is from RefSeq and is a predicted model, not a curated record. Gene Ontology annotation, molecular function: RNA polymerase II cis-regulatory region sequence-specific DNA binding. The annotation marks the transcript as partial. NCBI's taxonomy places the organism in Eukaryota, Fungi, Mucoromycota, Mucoromycetes, Mucorales, Mycotyphaceae.
CAGGAACAGCAAACCAAUUUCGUGCCUCUCAAAGCCAAAAGAAGACGCGCUUCUUCGAAACAGUUGGAUGUAUUAAACAAGGUGUUUGAAAGAACCGUUUUCCCUUCUACGCAACUAAGAGCUGAAUUAGGUCGUCAACUGGGUAUGAGCCCUCGUACUGUUCAGAUUUGGUUCCAAAAUAAACGCCAGGCGCUUCGUACAAAAGAGCGU